Schistosoma intercalatum is the source of this 1430-nucleotide messenger RNA. Lineage: Eukaryota; Metazoa; Platyhelminthes; Trematoda; Strigeidida; Schistosomatidae. The record is from the annotation of a GenBank genome assembly.
CGCAGAAUGCACACAUACAAGUUCGACGUUACUUACAACUUCUAACCUCGCACUAUCAACUUGUUGUCCCUAUUAUCAGAUUGUCUUAAUCGCACGCUCGCGUUAUUUAUGAUUGUUGUCAAUUGACUUCCUUAUUAAAUGUAAGUGCAUUCUCUGUACAUAAUGAGUCGUCAGCUCAAUUUUUUCCUGUUAUUUUCUCGGUGAGACUAUAACUUAUAGACGAACCAAUCAUAUUUAAAGUAACAGAAGUUGGAUUUUGGCGCGAAACUCACUUAUUCAUUUAGCUAGAUAGCAUUUUAGCAUUCUAGCUGGUGUUUAUAACACUCCUCCAACACAAGAAACCUUCAGGCUAAACCUUGUUGACCCUUUUGGUUUUCAUAGUGAAAUGACAUCUUUAAGUGAUAUAUUGUUACCGUGGAAUCACACAGAGCAACCGAACGACUUGUUUUUAACUUUCCGGAACUCUGACGACUGUAUUGUUCAUGUACCUAUCGCAACAUCGAAUGUUAAUAGCUUGAGGAGCAGCUCAGAUUCAGUUAUUUUGUCUGAACUGAAUAAACAAAUGGAUGCAAGACUUGUGAGCAAAGCUCAGGAAUAUGGCCCUUUAUUGCUUCCGGGGUCAAUAUUUUAUGUAGGCAGUAAUCCUCGUCCUCGUAGGAAAGUCAAUUUGUAUCAUGAAUCCUAUGAAAUUAGUUAUGGUCAAAGAGGAAAUUAUGGAGAAAAUCUCCACACAACUGAAAAUACUAUCAUUUCAAAUGGUGGGUUUAAUGACUUAGUUGAAUUAGAAAAACUCUCUUCUACAUUUACUGAUAGGAGGAUUGGAAUGAAUCUUUCGCAAACUGAUGUUGCAAAUUCACUUGGAAAACUUUACGGAGUACAUCGUAGUGUAUCCAUGAUUUCACGCUUCGAAAGAAUGGAUCUUAGUUUAAGCAAUUACUUGAAAGUUUAUCCGAUUAUUCUAAGAUGGUUGAAGGAUAGUGAAACUGCUGAUGGUCGCGAUAAAAUUAUUCGAGCUGUUGUUGAUUUUCAGAAUAAUAAUAAUGAUACGAAAUCACCAGUCAAAGAAAGUCCUCAGGCUGAAAGUCCCGUUUUUUCGAAAUUCCCAAAACGACGACCGAGAACAAUACUACCUGAUUCUACAAGAAGGGAGUUGGAGCGAAUCUAUAGACAAAAUAAAAAACUAUCUGCACAUGAAUUGAUAGAAUUGGCUAAAGAAUUAAAUGUUGACAAAAAAAUUAUAAAAGUAUGGUUCUACAAUCGUCAUACACGUAGUAUUAUUGAUCGAAAAAGAAGAUUGAAACGAGCCAAAAGGAAAUGUUAACAUCAAAAACAGAAGACCCAAUGUGUUGUACAGAACAUUUUUGUGAUAAUUAAAAAAAGAUAAAUCUUUUUCACUCCUAUGAUAAUCUCUAGUUUUCCAAUGACUAUGC